AUGGUAAAUGAACAAGUAUUAAAUGGCGAUGACACAAGAAUCAUGGAUCAAGAAGAGAUGGAGGAUCAGCAGAGGAGAAGAAUGAACCAGGAUCAGGAUCAGUUUAGUGCUAAUGAUCCAGAUAUAUUUGUAGCAGCUGCAAAACUUGUAGAACCAUAUUGUGAUGCUGUAGAUUUAAAUAUUGGAUGUCCUCAAGCAAUUGCAAGAAGAGGUCAGUAUGGUGCUUUUCUUCAAGAUAAAUGGGAUUUAUUAAGAAGAAUAUUACGGCAAGCCUCUAUCGAAUUAUCUGUUCCAGUAAGCUGCAAAAUAAGGAUAUUAUCUGGUAAUGCUCAUCAUUCAGUGGAUUAUGCAAGAAUGCUAGAAGAAGCUGGAUCUUCAUUACUUGCUGUACAUGGAAGAACUAGAGAUCAGAAGGGUGAUUUAACAGGUAUUGCUUCUUGGCAAGUUAUUAAAGCAAUAAAGGAAGGUGUAUCUAUACCUAUUUUUGCCAAUGGAAACAUACUAAGUUAUGAAGAUAUUCAAAAGUGUUUAGAUUAUACUGGAGUGGAAGGAGUAAUGUCUGCUGAAGGUAUACUUCAUAAUCCUGCUCUGUUUACUGGUACCAAUCCCUAUGUAUGGCAGAUGGUAGAAGAAUAUUUAGAUCUUGCCGAAUAUCAUAAUACACGUCUUAAGCAUGUUCGUACUCAUCUUUUUAGACUAAUGCAACACAGUUUAGAAGAAUAUCCUAUUCUUCAAAAUGAAUUGGCUGUGUCACAUAGCUUUACAGAGUUUCGAGAUGUGAGCAAUAAAAUGAAAGAGAACUUAUUAUCAAGAAUCACUUCAUGUACUAAUGAAAAUAUUGAAUCAGUAGGAAAGUUAUUGAAUAGUAUUGAUUUUAAUGAUAAAAAUAAUUUAAAUCAAAUAAAUGAUAAAGAUUGUAAAUUAUUAAUAAAUGAUAAUGAUGACAACGGUGAUGAUGAUGAUGAUGAUAAGGAAUAUUUUCAAAAAAGAAAUAGAGAUUAUGAUUUACCUAUUUGGUUAUGCCAUUCUCGACCGAGAGUAGUUACAGACAGUAAAGGAAAUAGUUGUUACAGAAAGCAUAUUGAAUUAGGAAGAAAUGAAGAUGUAGAUUGUGAAGGUCAAAAUAAUGUUUCGAAAAAUGUAGAACGGAAAAUCAGAAGACACAAGAGAAUAAUAGAAGCAAAAAAAGCCAGAAGAAAAAGGAAAAAGGAGUGCAGGAAAGAAAAAUUGGCAGAAUUAAGAAAAGCAGGUAUUGUGACUCAUGUAAUUCAAAGAAAAAAUAGAAAUUUAGCAAGGGAAAGAAUGAGGAAAGUUAUUGGUCAUGCUCCCAGAAUUUGUAUUGAUUUGAGUUUUGGUUCUAUGAUGUCUGAAAAAGAACUUCAUAGAUUAUCUUCUCAACUUCGACGUUUAUAUGGUUCAAAUCAAAAUAGCAUUAAACCAGUGCAUCUUUAUUUUACAAGUUUUGGAGAAGAAAAUCCUUUAUAUAAAGUAUGCUGUGAUAAAAAUGAUGGCUUUCUUAAUUAUGUUGUGGACAUGACGGAUAAAUACUUUCUGGACGUGUUCGAUCCCGAAGAAGUUGUAUACCUUACCCCAGACUCGACAAAUGUCCUGGAGCGAGUGGAAAGUGAUAAAGUAUAUAUUAUAGGAGGGUUGGUGGAUGAAAACAUCAACAAGGUACGCCAUCUGUCGGUUAUUCGCGGUAAGUGUGUGUGUCUCCGGACACGUGUUUAGCCAGUUGGAUAAGGAAGGAAGGAGGUCGGAAUCAGCUUCCCUCCAGGUAAAGGUGGUUUUCGUUGACAGUUUAUCAAUAUACGAUUUUGACAAGUUGUCGCAGAUAAUUAAAGUAAAUUAUUCAAAUUACGACGAACAAUUCAAACAGCUAUCAGAGCGUAUCAGCUGUAAAUAUGACCUUUAACUUCGUUUACAGUUUAGUUUUAGUAAAUGUAUGCACGAUAACGUAGUUUAUACAAUAAUAUCUCGUUUGAUUACCGAAUUCGAAAGCGAUAUCAUGGGGAAUUUAAUGUGUUGAAAACAAAGGAUUCGAGGUACGGUACGUAUUUUAAAGGGGGAGAAGUGUCCGUAAUCGUGGGAGCGCUUUAUUAUUUCUGUUUCAAUUAUGAGUAAUCGAAUUGUGAAAGAUUCCUUAUCGUGACAGCUAUUGGAUUAUUCGUACUAUAUUUCUAUGGUAAUUUCCUCUAAGCCGUAAAAUUUUCGUUAGGAACGAACUCCGUCCAGUUUUAAAUUGCAACUUUACCGGGAAAAAAGUGCUUCCAAUGAAUUACAGGAUUUCUGUGUUUUAAUUUGUUAGAAAUUUUAUACUGACUCCGUUUAUUUAUAAAUUAGUACGUCUAAUUAUCUGAUAAGAUAUCGGGAAUGUCAAUAUUCGUCUGUAGUAUGUUUAUGGAAAGAACUUUCUAUACUGUUGUCUGAAAGAGCGUAUCGUUGGUAAUUAGAAACCCUUUCUAAAAUAUUAGACAAUUACAUAGGCAUGGUUAUUCGUGGUUACAUUGUUUUAAGAUAUUCUCUCAUCCGAAUGAUGUUUCAGGAUUGAAUUACACAAAUUUUCAUUUUUAAUUAUGUAAGACGGUAGCAAAAUAUGUUAAUGUAUGCAAAGUUUCGCUGCCAUUUUUUAAAAAUUUAAAUGCCAGGAGGAGAUGUUUUAUAUAUUUUUAAAGAUACCUACGUAUUUGAUGUUUAAUUUAAUUCGC
Centruroides sculpturatus (bark scorpion) is the source of this 2708-nucleotide messenger RNA. RefSeq lists its product as uncharacterized. Bases 1 to 1731 code for a protein of 576 amino acids. The record is from RefSeq and is a predicted model, not a curated record. NCBI's taxonomy places the organism in Eukaryota, Metazoa, Arthropoda, Arachnida, Scorpiones, Buthidae. The transcript is spliced from 11 exons. Gene Ontology annotation, molecular function: tRNA dihydrouridine synthase activity; flavin adenine dinucleotide binding. Gene Ontology annotation, biological process: tRNA processing.